AAGUGAUACAAAUUAUUAGAGGUUCUCAAUUGGAACAUUGCAUUCACCUUUUUAGAAACACGUGCAUCAAUUUAUAAUCCUAACCUCAGAAGUAAGUUACGUGUAAUUCGCUACCGUGUCUUUGAUGCACAGUACUUUAAAUUUGAUAAUUACGUUAGUAUACCAGCUGGUAUCAAAUAUUUCGCAAAGUUAUUCAUAAAAUCUUUUAAAAAUGAAAGAAAAAUUGCCAGAAACGAUUAAUUUUCCAAAGGAGGAGGAAAUUAUUUUGGAAUUAUGGAAGAAAUUGGAUAUUUUUGAAAAUUGUUUGAAGCAAUCAAAAGGAAAACCAAAAUAUUCAUUUUACGACGGUCCACCUUUUGCAACCGGUUUACCUCACUAUGGACACAUACUUGCAGGCACAAUAAAAGACAUUAUAACAAGGUAUGCUCAUCAAUCUGGUUAUCACGUGGAAAGAAGAUUUGGUUGGGAUACUCACGGUUUACCAGUCGAAUACGAAAUAGACAAAAGUUUGAAUAUAAAAGGUCCCGAUGAUGUUGCUAAAAUGGGCAUAGCAAAUUAUAAUAAAGAAUGUAGAAGCAUCGUAAUGAAAUAUGCCACAGAAUGGGAAAUAAUAGUGAGCAGAAUCGGCAGGUGGAUAGAUUUCAAAAAUGAUUACAAAACAUUAUAUCCUUGGUACAUGGAAUCUAUUUGGUGGAUUUUCAAAGAAUUAUAUAACAAAAGCCUUGUGUAUCAAGGUGUUAAAGUAAUGCCUUUUUCUACUGGUUGUAAUACACCGCUGUCUAAUUUUGAAUCAGGGCAAAAUUACAAAGAUGUUGUUGAUCCUUCUGUAGUUGUGGCAUUUCCACUAGUUGAUGAACCAAAUGUUUCAAUUCUAGCAUGGACUACUACACCUUGGACCUUACCUAGCAACAUGGCUCUUUGCUGUAAUCCUAAUUAUGAAUAUGUAGAAGUUAAAGAUCAUUUUUCUAAUAAUGUUUACAUUAUAUUGGAAUCAAGUUUAGAACUUCUAUACAAAUCUAAAGAUGUGUAUACUAUACAAGAGACUGGUACAGGUAUUGUUCAUCAAGCACCUUAUUUUGGAGAGGACGAUUACCGGUGUUGUUUAGAAGCUGGUGUUAUAACAAAAGAUCAAGAAAUUGUAUGUCCAAUUGAUAGUUGUGGUCGUUUCAUAGAACCGGUUCAUGAUUUUAUUGGAAAAUAUGUAAAAGAUGCUGAUAAAGAUAUUAUCAAAUAUUUACAAGCGAAUAAAAGAUUAAUUCAUAACAGUACUGUCAAACAUAGUUAUCCAUAUUGUUGGAGAUCUGAUACUCCGUUAAUUUAUAAAGCAGUACCUUCAUGGUUUGUCAGAGUAGAAGCUAUAAAAGAAAAACUUAUAGCAGCAAAUAGUACCACUUAUUGGGUACCAGAAUAUGUAAAAGAUAAACGAUUUGGUAAUUGGUUGAGAGAUGCUCGUGAUUGGGCUAUUAGUAGAAAUCGUUAUUGGGGUAAUCCAAUUCCAUUAUGGAUCUCAGAAGAUGGACAAGAAAUAGUAUGCAUAGGAAGUAUUGCAGAAUUGGAAGAAUUAACUAAUACGAAAAUAACAGAUAUUCAUAGAGAAAGUAUAGAUGAUUUAACUAUACCAUCCAGACGACCAGGAUAUCCACCGUUGCGACGUGUACCCGAAGUAUUUGAUUGUUGGUUUGAAUCAGGUUCUAUGCCAUAUGCACAAAUGCAUUACCCUUUUGAGAAUCGAAAAGAAUUUGAGGAGAGUUUUCCAGCUGAUUUUAUUGGAGAAGGUAUUGAUCAAACUCGCGGUUGGUUUUAUACCCUUUUAGUUAUAUCUACUGCUCUUUUUGGAAAAGCUCCAUUUAAAAAUCUUGUUGCCAAUGGUUUAAUACUAGCAUCUGAUGGGCAAAAGAUGUCCAAGCGCAAAAAGAAUUAUCCAGAUCCCAUAGAAAUUGUUAACAAAUACGGAGCUGAUGCUCUUCGUUUGUACUUAAUUAAUUCUCCUGUUGUAAGAGCGGAAAAUUUACGAUUUAAAGAAGAAGGUGUAAGGGAUGUUAUAAAGGAUGUAUUCUUACCUUGGUAUAAUGCCUUUAGAUUUUUAAUGCAAAACAUUGAAAGGUUUGAAAGAGAAGAGAAAACUAUUUUUAUAUAUGACAAUUCUAAAGAUGUGUCUUCUAAUAAUAUCAUGGAUAGAUGGAUUUUGUCUUUUACUCAAACACUAUUGCAAUUUGUUAAAGAUGAAAUGCAAGCAUACAGAUUAUACACAGUAGUACCUCAUCUAGUGAAAUACAUAGACAAUCUUACUAAUUGGUAUGUAAGAAUGAACAGAAAACGUAUAAAAGGUGAUAGCGGCGUGACUGAUUGUCAACAAGCAUUGAACACUUUAUUUUGUGUUCUUUAUACAAUGGUUCGUGUUAAUGCUCCAUUCACACCAUUUUUAACAGAGUUUAUGUUCAAAUAUUUAGUGAAAAUACUUCCACAGUCUAAGAUUAAUAUGGACAGUGUUCAUUAUCAAAUGAUCCCACAACCUUGUUUGGAAUUAAUUGAUGAAAAGAUUGAGAAAGCUGUAUUUUAUAUGCAAACCGUGAUAGAAUUAGGACGCGUCAUACGAGAUAGAAAAACAAUUCCUGUCAAAUAUCCAUUACCGGAAGUUGUAAUAAUUCAUCAGGAUGCUGAAGUAUUGAAUGAUAUAACUUCUUUAAAAUCAUACAUUCUUGAAGAACUUAAUGUAAAGGAAUUAACAGUAACUACUGAUAAAGAGAAGUAUGGUGUUAAAUUAAGAGCAGAACCCGAUCAUAAAGUACUUGGAUCACGUCUUAAAGGAGAAUUUAAGUCCAUUACUCAAGCUAUUAAAGAGCUUUCUGAUGUACAAUUACAAACAUUUGUUGCAACAAAAGAAAUUACUGUUCUAGGUCAUAAGUUAGGUGAGCAAGACUUACGGUUGAUGUUUAGUUUCACUGGGCCAGCAGCUGAGCAAUUAUCUGAACAGUAUGAAGCACAUAGUGGGGGAAAUAUUUUAAUUUUAUUGGAUGUUACUCCUGAUGAAAGUAUGCAUAAUGAAGGUGUGGCAAGAGAAGUAAUUAAUAGGGUUCAAAAACUGCGAAAGAAAGCUCAGUUGGUUCCAUCAGAUGAAGCAGUUGUAUAUUAUGAAAUAGGAAAUCAAGAUAGUAAUUUAGCAAAAGUAAUUAUCAGUCACAAAGAUUUUAUUGAAAAUGCAACUAAAACUCCACAGGAGGACAUGUCAAAAUUAUCGGAAAAUGCAAAUAUAAUUAUAGAAGAAAUGCAAACAAUUAAAGGCGUUAAUAUGAAACUUGUAUUAGUAAAAGGACAAAUAUUUCAAAACGAUAAUAACAAACCACAUGAAGAGCCUUUGUUGAAAUAUGUAAAUCUUGAACUUCUAGGUAUGAGACCAAGAUUUGGAGCAACCGGCUGCUUAGGAACUGUUUUGUUAGAAACUCCUAAAUCUUUAGUUCCUAUCUCAUACGAACAGUUAAGAAACGAAAUCGAAUUGAUAUUUGGUAUUUAUAAUUGUUCUUAUGACUUGUAUGUCAAUAAUAAAAUAGUGUUAAAGGAAUUCGAUAUUUUAUCGUUACAUAAGCAAACAAUUCAAGUAACAAAAGCUGAUGCAAAUAAAAUUCAGUCGACUUCAGUAUUAAAAUAUCCAGUCUGUAAAUACGUUAAUAUCAAUGGUACUUCAGGAAAAGGUACUAUUCUGCUAGAAAACCCAGAAGGAAAUUUUAAUAUAGACAAUUCAAUGUUAAAACAUCGAUUAAAUCUUUUCUUUAAGAAGACAAAUAUUUCUGAGCCUUUACCUAAAAUACUUAGUGGAUUGUGUGGGAAAACUUUACAAUUAAAUUAACUUCUAUUUAAGAAAUGACUUUUCAUUCGUUAUUUAUUUCUUUUUAUU
Megachile rotundata (alfalfa leafcutting bee) is the source of this 3892-nucleotide messenger RNA. RefSeq names its product Isoleucyl-tRNA synthetase (gene IleRS). The record is from RefSeq and is a predicted model, not a curated record. Gene Ontology annotation, biological process: isoleucyl-tRNA aminoacylation. NCBI's taxonomy places the organism in Eukaryota, Metazoa, Arthropoda, Insecta, Hymenoptera, Megachilidae. Gene Ontology annotation, molecular function: tRNA binding; isoleucine-tRNA ligase activity; ATP binding.